Botrytis sinoallii is the source of this 981-nucleotide messenger RNA. RefSeq lists its product as uncharacterized. Lineage: Eukaryota; Fungi; Ascomycota; Leotiomycetes; Helotiales; Sclerotiniaceae. The record is from RefSeq and is a predicted model, not a curated record. The transcript has 2 exons. The coding region runs from base 1 to 981 and encodes 326 amino acids.
AUGAUUCUAUAUCUUCACGUAACUUGUGUUCUCCUUUCGGUUCUGUGUUUAUUGGUACGCUCAAACUACGCGAUCGAGCUCAAAAUCCUCACACCAUAUGAUAGGCAAAUCCUAAUCUCGGGUAGUAAUUAUGCCAUCAAAUGGCAAUCACGUCAAAGUGGAACUACCAAUUUAAUUUUAAUGCGAAUGGUCACUGAUUCUGGCAUUGGAGGUCCAAUUCUUGAAAUAGCUUCGAAUGUUCCACUAUCACCUGGAGAAUACAAGUGGACUGUACCACCAGGGCUCGAUAUAAAGAAUGUGCAUUUUCCACCGUGGGUAAUUUUGAGCGAUUGUGAGGGUGAUAAGACACUUUCGGGUGCUUUUUGGGUCAACGACUUUGCAGUUUAUAAAAGAGAUGAUGGCAGCGGCAUCGAUAAAACGACGAGGUACCCCAGUGGCACUAGUAAUAUCACCACGAGCACCCGCAUCAGCAGUACCGCCGUAGGUGACGGUAGUAGUAGUUCAACAACAGCAGAGCAAAGUGUUUCGACAAUCACAUCAGGAAACGAAUACAUUUCGAGUUUAGGAUCGGUUUUAGGUGUGACCACAGGUACGGUUAAUACCACCGCGCACGCACACCCGACAUUAUUUGCAUCAUCUACCGACAUCCCAUCAGCAUCUACAGAUACACCAUCGAGUUCCAACAUUAAAAAUAAUCGCAUGCCUAUGAUAGUGGGCAUUAUCACCGGUGUCUUAGGCUUGCUUCUUUUGGUGACAGUGUGUGUUGUCAUUCGUCAUCGAGAUCAACGAAAACAGCCUCUCACGCUUCCAUGGAAGAUGCGAAGUGAUAAGAAUGCAUUAGAGCUAGAAACGACUGCCAACUUUCAUGAGAUGGAGGGACCCGGAAAAUUUGAGUUGGACGGCACAAGUAUGAAGAAAAAGGUAUAUGAGCUGGAAGGAAAAGGUAUUAAGAAAACUGCUUCUGUGGAUGUUGAAGAUUGA